UAUUAUGCUACUGGCUGCGAUAAGGAUACUGGGCAACUGGAACUUUAACAGAUUACAAAUGACAUUGGGAAAUACCAAGAAAUAUUGAGUCGAAAUGUAAACACUUGACGGAGCCUUUAAAUAUCCGGCCACAGAUUUGGCUCGCUUCAGAAAUUGUUUUUCAGCCAAAAGCUUCAGAAGUCUAUAAUUGAGGUUUUGAGGUUUCAAGUUGUUUUUGAGACCGGCUGUGACUGUACACAAAAUGGCAUCAAGAGCAUCGGUAGUGAAUUGUUUGGUGAUUGUACUGUUACAUCUUCUAGCAUGUACAAGUGGAGAGACGACACUUGAAAUCUUUAUUGAGGAUGGCGACGUUGACAAUCUUGAAGAAGGGGACAAUGUGACCAUGAGGUGUGAGUGCAGGGACUUGGGAGCAGAUAGCUACGUUAUCUGGCAACACGGCACCGUGAACCUUGCCACUUCGGACCGGUUCACCAUCACCGCCGAAGAGCUUGGAGGACGGGGUGAUACGUCUCUAGACAAGGCUUGUACGUUGGCCAUCUCACCGGUGGUGGAGGAGGACAGGGGUCUGUACCGAUGCCGGAUCGUCGAGAACAACCCGGAGUUUGGGGAGCGUGUGAUUGAAACAGAAGAGGUAACUUUGACUGUAUUCACCUUUCCGAACGACACCAACCCGCAGUGUUCACCGAGCGGGCCGACAACCUUAAAUAGCGGCGAUGUGUUGGCGAUGACUUGUUCAACCUACCCGGGUCACCCCGCAGUGAAUGUCACCAUUGCACCGUCCGACGUGACAUUUCGUGACACGCAGUGGAACACGGUGACAAGUAACGAAGGAACAAUCGUACGUAGUUUAAACUGGGAGGCAAGACUUGCCCAAGAUGGGGCAGUGAUUCAGUGCAGUAUAACAAGCACACGCUUUCCGUCAAACACAAGAACUUGCGUCAUCGGACCGAUAACCGUCAACGAGAGGCCGGUAUCUACACCGUCUAUCGCACCGCAACCACCCACGACUCGCCUCCUCAGCACCAUGGUCCCCGUUCGUCCCGAAGAAUUCUCUACUUUACCUCCCAAACCAACCAUGCAACAAAUCUCAGCAGGCUUCCCCUGGCUGUACGCGUUCUUGGUUUGUGCUGCUCUGCUGGCCCUCGCUAUUGCCAUCAACAUCAUCACGUGUGCGGUAGUCCUCAAAUAUAAAAAGGCCCGAGACAUUUACAAGGUGACAAAGGCCCAAGAAGCCUUCAUCGAGAAACAGAAAUCGAAAAACGGGAACUUGAGACUGAAUGGGAUUGAUAACACUCAGUUUUAUCCAGAGACAGUUGUUACUAUAUCGAGCAGUUCUCCUCUGUGACAUGACUCUG
Messenger RNA from Asterias rubens (European starfish), 1355 nucleotides. RefSeq lists its product as uncharacterized. The coding region runs from base 242 to 1345 and encodes 367 amino acids. Gene Ontology annotation, biological process: T cell costimulation; cell surface receptor signaling pathway; immune response. NCBI's taxonomy places the organism in Eukaryota, Metazoa, Echinodermata, Asteroidea, Forcipulatida, Asteriidae. The transcript has a single exon. Gene Ontology annotation, cellular component: external side of plasma membrane. The record is from RefSeq and is a predicted model, not a curated record.